Messenger RNA from Lytechinus variegatus (green sea urchin), 2458 nucleotides. RefSeq names its product CCAAT/enhancer-binding protein beta-like. Gene Ontology annotation, molecular function: RNA polymerase II cis-regulatory region sequence-specific DNA binding; DNA-binding transcription factor activity, RNA polymerase II-specific. NCBI's taxonomy places the organism in Eukaryota, Metazoa, Echinodermata, Echinoidea, Temnopleuroida, Toxopneustidae. The record is from RefSeq and is a predicted model, not a curated record. Gene Ontology annotation, biological process: DNA-templated transcription; regulation of transcription by RNA polymerase II.
AUGGGACAAGAGGCUGUUGUACAUGUGAUCUGCAAGUCUCCACCCAGAGAAUUGUCAGCAAGAAGCGACUCCUCAUUUGUACCACCUGUAGCAGGCAAAGAGGUAGUUAUCGUCACUGAAGACAUGCCAUCGACGAGCAACUCACCAUCAGGACAGGAGACUGGCCAAUCAAAAAACAUGUGUCCUGACUCUACGGGCAUCGACUCGGUCAAAGAUGAUCGCAAGGCUGGCGGCGGGAAGGUAGGAAGCGGUUCCAAGAAGAAGAUGUGCGAAGACAGCGAGGAGUACAAGCGCCGCAGGGAGCGCAACAAUGAGGCAGUGAGGAAAAGUCGGCUGAAGAGCCGGCAAAAGGCCAGCGAGACGGAGAUGCUGACGGAGCUGAAGAAGGAGAAUGCAGACCUGGAGCAGAGGGUCACCUUGCUCCACAAGGAGCUGGAGCUACUGAAGGACCUGUUCCUGACUCAUGCUAAUGAGCUCCCAGAUCCUAGUACCACCUUUGGGCUCUUCAGUGCUAACCCAAACCUGGGGUCCAGUUCUCCUAACCCAGCCCUCUCUCGUGUUGUCCUUAAAACUGAUACUGUGACUGUGUCCUUGUCCUGUAAGAAUGUCCCAGAGAGCAUCACUACCACAACAUGACCUACAUUUGACCUUUUGCCAACAAGGUAGUAAAAUUUGUGUAAAUAAUAGUGGUUACAUUUAUCCAUUGGAUCCAUUUUUAAGAAAGGCUUGUAGUGCUAAGCACUUUUAAUAGAUUAACAUUGCAUGUAUUAUGUCGUAUUUGCUUUUGGGAAGUCAAAUCACUUCACUGUGAUUUACAUUGUUGCUGAAUAUUGUUAGAAAUUGCAAAUAUUAAAGAGCUUGAGAUGGGUGAAAUUUUUCAAUUUUGCUAAAUUUGUACAAAACAGUGAUGUGUACAUCAACUUUCAUAUGAAAAUAAAGCGAUGGCAUCACACGUUCACUUUUUCUAGAAUAAGAAAAAAAAAUAUUUUAGAUAUUUCACUUUUUCCUAUCGUAAAAUCUGGUUUGGUCACUCGUAUAAUCAUCAUUAUCUUAAUUUAUUGUGAUGUGGUGGAGGUAUUUAGCUAUCAAAUCUAUAAGAUUUGAUAUUUUUUAUGUAAAUGGGAUGACAUCACUUUGACAUCGUUCCCUUUUUUUGCAUAAUGACUGGAAUAUAUAUGUACAUGUACAUAAUUGUUCCAUGAAAAUAAGCAGUAUAAAAAAAGGUCAUAGUUUUGUGAUGUUGCAUCCUUUCAUUAUGAUAUCUUCAGUUCUAUGCUUGUCUGAUUUUAUCUACAUGUACAUGUAUUUGUUUUCAGUUUGUUGUUAAGGAGAACUUGUUGUUUAUUGGUAAAUAUGAUGUCGGUGGAAGCUAAUGAAAGACAGAAUGGUAAAAGGAAAAGUAUUCUGAGGACCCUAUCAACUCAAUAAUAACCAAUUUUAUAUAAAGUUGUGUUAAGUCAGGAAGCAUGGAUCUUGUUUAGUAGCUCAAUUCAUGUACUGUUAUUUAAUUUAAAGUAUCAUCCACAUGAUCGAUAGAAGUCAACUCCUUUGGGGUUUAACGCCAAACCAAUCAUGCUGAUAGUCCUUAAAUAGGAGAAGUUCAUAAUUCAAGAGAGCUUUCUUUUGUUCAAUUACCAUGAUCUGUAAUUGGCAUAUUGUCUGAUCUGGCACACCUUUUUUCUGCAAAACUGGCAUUAUUUUCUGGUAAUUUGGCUACCUAAGUUUAAGCCAUGAUAUUUUGUUUACAAAAAAAUGCCUUGUGGCCCCUGCAGUUUGGGGGGGGGGGGGCUUGAAAAUCUGUAUUACAGGCAAGCUCUCCUACUGGAGGUGUCAGCCAUGUAUCAGGUGUUCUGAUAUAGGCCCUUGGGUUUUAGUCAUACUGUCUACUUGUGAUAUUUAACAAAAUCGUUAAUUUUUGUAAAAUUUGCAAUUCCCUUAAUUUUUUUCAUAAGAGAAUUUUUUGAAAGAUUUUGGAAAUAUUAGUUUUCAGAGUAUGGUAAGUCAACAUUUUUUUUCUCUCUACAACAUAGUUUACAAGACUACAUCAUAUUGCAUUCUAGGUUAUCAACAAUUGACUACAUAUGUAUUUCAGUAAUUUAGGAAAUUGAGCUGAUGCUAUUGGAAGUGAUGGUUAUAAUUAAUAUUUGGACAAUAAAAAUUAGAAUAAUCUUCAUUUUUUUGCUUGCACACCUGUCUGUCCGCCAUCAUCUUGUUCAUGUUUAUGUAUAUAGAAAGAAAGACCCUGUCACACUCUGCUGUUUAACUAUAUUGGACUUUCUAAUUUCUUCUGCUGGGAUACAGAAGUACUUGACAGAUUGCUCUAGCUUUCAACGUGUUCAAAUUUGAAUUUUUUGUUUUAUGUUAGUGUCAGCAUAUAAUGUGCUGGUCAAUAUUCAGUGUCUGAGACACAUAAUUGUAAAAUGGCAGUUUGUGACACUGUCUUAAAGUUAGAUGAUAA